Messenger RNA from Chaetura pelagica (chimney swift), 3302 nucleotides. It is a transcript of the gene CLINT1, whose product is annotated as clathrin interactor 1. Gene Ontology annotation, cellular component: clathrin vesicle coat; endosome; plasma membrane. The record is from RefSeq and is a predicted model, not a curated record. Gene Ontology annotation, molecular function: clathrin binding; phospholipid binding. Gene Ontology annotation, biological process: endocytosis. NCBI's taxonomy places the organism in Eukaryota, Metazoa, Chordata, Aves, Apodiformes, Apodidae. Bases 8 to 1903 code for a protein of 631 amino acids. The transcript has 11 exons.
UGUGGUUAUGAAUUAUUCAGAAAUUGAAUCUAAGGUUCGAGAAGCAACCAAUGAUGAUCCGUGGGGACCUUCAGGGCAACUCAUGGGAGAGAUUGCCAAGGCUACGUUUAUGUAUGAACAGUUUCCAGAACUUAUGAACAUGCUUUGGACACGAAUGCUGAAAGACAAUAAAAAGAACUGGAGGAGAGUUUAUAAGUCUUUGCUGCUCCUAGCUUACCUCAUAAGGAAUGGAUCAGAGCGUGUUGUUACAAGUGCCAGAGAACACAUUUAUGAUUUGCGAUCCCUGGAAAAUUACCACUUUGUAGAUGAAAAUGGCAAAGACCAAGGUAUAAAUAUACGCCAGAAGGUAAAAGAAAUGGUUGAAUUUGCUCAAGAUGAUGAUCGACUUCGGGAAGAGAGGAAGAAAGCAAAGAAGAACAAAGACAAAUACAUUGGGGUUUCCUCGGACAGUGUUGGAGGGUUUAGAUACAGUGAAAGAUACGAUCCUGAGCCCAAGUCAAAAUGGGAUGAAGAAUGGGAUAAAAAAACAGCUUUUCCAUUCAGCGAUAAGUUAGGUGAGCUGAGUGACAAAAUUGGAAGCACCAUUGAUGAUACCAUCAGCAAGUUCCGAAGGAAAGAUAGAGAGGACUCUCCAGAAAGGUGCAGUGACAGUGAUGAGGAAAAAUCAAGAAGAGGUAAAUCUCCCAAAGCUGAAUUUAAAGAUGAAGAGGAGACUGUGACAACGAAACACAUUCAUAUCACACAAGCUACAGAAUAUACCACAACCAGACACAAACGCACAGCAAAUCCUUCAAAAACUAUUGACUUGGGAGCAGCAGCACAUUAUACAGGGGAUAAAACAAGCCCAGAACAGAAUGCUGCAACUCAUGCUGCACAGCCAACUGCAAAGGCUUCUGUACCCUCUGGCAGCAAGUCAUCUAAUGACCUGGUUGAUCUGUUGUUUGAUGGAGCCAGCCAACCAGCCUCAACAGGUGGAUCAACUGACCCAUUUGGAGGAUUUGCUGAUUUUAGUUCAGCUGCUGCUUCAGCAAGUUUCCCGUCAUCGCAAGGUACAGCAACAAGUGGAAAUGGAGACUUUGGUGACUGGAGUGCCUUCAACCAAGCUUCUCCUUGUCCCAGUGCUUCAUCUGGAGACCUCUUCAGCAGCACAGCCCCACAGCCUGCCAUAGAGCUCUUCAGUAGCUCACAGCCAGCUCCUGGCCAGCCUCCAGCUGCUUCAAAUUCUACUGAUCUUUUUGAUUUGAUGGGCCCUUCUCAGACAACCAUGACCUCUUCACAAAGUAUGAAUUUCUCUAUGAUGACCUCCAAUGCUGUGGGCAUCAGUUUACCCAUGUCAAGGUCACAGCCUCUGCAGAUGGCAAACAAUAUGAUGCCCAAGCCCAAUCCACUGUAUAAUGCAAGCACAGAGAUGGUCCAGAAGAAUGCAAACAAAACUCUACCCUCAACUUGGUCAGAUCCUAGUGUAAAUAUCAGUUUGGACAAUUUAGUACCUGGGAUGCAGCCUUCCAAACCCCAGCAGCCAUCACUUAACACCAUGAUGCAGCAACAAAAUACUCAACAACCUCUGAAUGUCAUGACUCAAAACUUUGCAGCCGUGAACCUCAAUCCUCAGCCUAACAUGAUGCCUGUUCGACCCCAGACAAGCCCACUGAUGGGAGGGCCUGUUCCUGUGGGGAUGGGAAUGCCCACUGUGAUGUCAGGUACGAUGGGAAUGACCUCCAUGGGACCCAUGCCUAUGAUGAACCAGGGAAUGAUGGGAAUGAACAUGAACGUAGGAGUGCCAGCUACAGGAAUGGGCUUGACGGGCACAAUAGGAAUGGGCUUACCUAUGACCACUCUGACUCCUGGGACUGUACAACCCAAGCAAGAUGCCUUUGCAAAUUUUGCCAAUUUUAGCAAAUAAAGAUUGUAAAAUAAAUAAAUGAAAUUAAAUAAAGAUAAAAUAAAUGGGCAGGCUGAAUGAAGGAUUUUUAGCUGCACAGAUAUAGCUGGGGAAGAUGGAAAACAGUGAUCAAUACUUUUUUUUUUUUUUCUUUAUCAGUUCAAGUGUCUACAUAAAGAACCAAAAGCUAUUUUCUAAAUGUUGAAAUAACUACUGUUCAAAUUCUGGAGAGGUGGAAGGUUCUUCUAAGGAAUGUGUUAGAUGAUUUUGCAAAAUAAUUUGUACCGAGACCAUCAAAAAACCUUUCCUAUGUAGAAGAACAAAUUUUAACUUUGAGAUUUGAUGGAAGACUGGAAUGGGGGUUGGGUAAAAAUGUUUGAAUCUAAUUUUAUACUUUUCUUUUUUUCUUAAAAAGCUUGACUUUCUUUCCCCCCUCUCCCUGAUCACUUUGUCAUAAUUGGAUCAUUCCUUUUAGUACCACUGCUUUCACAAUUGAAGUCACUCAAGUACUAUGAUCAGUUUUUUAUAAGAAUAUAUAUUUUUGUCAAAAAAUGGCUUACAUAUGUGAUUAUGGCUAAUUCAAAGGGACCUGGAAUGUAUAUAUACUUUUGCUAAUAUUCCAGCCACACUGCUAUAUUACCCAAAUUUUUAUUGUAAAAAAAACCUCUCUCAGCAAUUUGGUGAUCAGCAGAUUUUUGGGGUCAUAACAUGGUUCUGUUGUUGUAACUGAUACCCAGUGCAGGUCUGGGAGAAGCUUCAUCCAAGACUGCUGGAAGGUUUCCUUGCAGAAAAUGCACUUUCUUGCAGUUCUUUCCCAGUGGCAGUUAGCAGCAUCCUAUGUACCACCACCAUCCCUUUGGAGCCUCUGGUUCAUGGCAUUGGCAGCAGUCAAAAGGCAAAAAUCUUCUUUUUUUUGCUUCAUCACAAAACAGUAACAAGGUGAUUUACACUUAAGUUCUGUAAAUCAAUAACCCUACCUAAUCAAACAGCAUUGGAUCUUAGCUUUUAUACAUUUGGUGAUUCUUUUGUGUAAAUAUGGCAUUAGCAACUGUGGAAUCCAAUAGAGGAGUAAAAAAAAAAAAUAUAUAUUAAUAAAGGAAACCUGUAGCAGUCAAAGAUUUUACUGAUUUACUGAAAACAAAAGAAUGAAUUAAGAUUUUGGGAAUUUUUGCUUUUCCUUCUGUAAUUCUGCAUUUAAGUUGACAUGAAUCAUGAUUCUAGAAUCUGGAAUACAAAGAUACUGUUAUAUUCACAAUCUGAGAAUAUUGUUAAGAAUAAGCACUAUACUAUAGGUAUGAAAUUUAUUGCCUCCCUUUUCUUAUGUUGGAUUUCUUUUUUAUUAUUACAUUGAUAAAACUUUGUUUCCAUUGUAUUCAUAAUGUUCUGUUAUACAUAACAUUAAAAUGUUCGUUAAAAUCAA